Molecule: messenger RNA, 3315 nt
Organism: Limanda limanda (common dab)
Lineage: Eukaryota; Metazoa; Chordata; Actinopteri; Pleuronectiformes; Pleuronectidae
Gene: aqp7
Product: aquaporin 7
Exons: 6
Coding region: 169-1089 (306 amino acids)
Biological process (GO): glycerol transmembrane transport; water transport
Cellular component (GO): plasma membrane; basolateral plasma membrane
Molecular function (GO): glycerol channel activity; urea transmembrane transporter activity; water channel activity
Source: RefSeq, a predicted model, not a curated record
AGUUAGAGGAGGAGCGAAGUUAGGGGAGAGGGGCUAAACAGAAACAGACUGCUGUUUGUGGACUACUGCCUGACAUGGGAGGUCUGUAGAACAUCUGAGAGGAGGUCUGAACUUGAGCUCUAUUUUACUACGAAACCUCCAGGGGCAAAAGCAGAGAAGAAAGAGGAAAUGAAGGACCUGUCAGUAGAAGUCGGGGUCUCUCAGCGGAAGGGAGAUAAACUAACUCGACCCAAAGUCUGGCUAAAGAACAAACUUGUUCGAGUGGGACUUGCUGAAUGUCUUUGCACGUAUGUCAUGAUGGCGUUCGGCCUGGGGUCUGUGGCCCAGGUAGUGACAGGACAGGGAGCGUUCGGAGGGUACCUCAGCAUCAACCUGGGUUUUGCACUGGGUGUCACUAUGGGGGCGCAUGUCGGAGGGACAGUCUCAGGGGCACAUAUGAACGCUGCGGUGUCGUUCACAAUGUGCACGUAUGGUCGCCUUGCAUGGAGGAUGUUGCCUGUGUAUGUUUUUGCACAGCUGUUGGGAUCAUUUCUGGCAGCAGGGACAAUUUAUGCCGUCUAUUAUGAUGCUAUAUUUGAGUAUUCUGGAGGAAACCUGACAGUGACUGGUGAAAGGGCCACUGCUGGUAUCUUUGCCACCUAUCCAGCACCAUACCUCUCUGUGAUGUCUGGAUUCAUUGACCAGGUGUUUGGCACGGCCAUGCUGCUGCUGUGCCUGCUGGCUCUGUUCGACCAGAGGAACAAGCCGGCCCCAGCCGGUGGCGAGCCUGCCGCGGUGGGACUCCUGGUGCUGCUCAUCGGCAUUUCCCUGGGCAGCAACAGCGGCUACGCCAUCAACCCCAACAGAGACAUCGCACCCAGGGUCUUCAGUGCCAUAGCCGGCUGGGGAACUGAUGUGUUCAGGGCUGGAAAUGGGUGGUGGUGGGUGCCGCUAGUUGCUCCCCCCAUUGGAGGGGUGCUGGGUGCAGGGAUCUACAAGGCUUUGGUGGAAUUGCACCACCCACACGUGGAUGAACUGGGUGAGGGGUUGCUGGAUGAGUUAAAGGAGGACUCUGUUCAUAAAUUCAAUAGUGAAAAUACAAUUUUGUAAGAAACUCAGUUAUGUUAAAGGCAUGUGUAGCAUAGCUGUGUGGAUAUCUGUAAAUAAGAGAAAUGUUCAAUUUUAAAAAAAGAGACCAAAAACAAAAUGCUUUGUCAAAAGACGGCACAAAUUUAUAUUGAAUAUAUCAAGCAAUUUUAAAAUUCAGUCAGUUUUAUGAAAUUACAUUUAUCAUAACCAGAUAAUGUAAAAAAUCGACAGUGGUACAUGGAACACAGUAUAGGAAUGUGUGAAACAUGACACUGAUAUCAACUAUGUUUUGCUCCUAAGAAACUACAUUUCAUGCAGGUAAGAAGAAACAAGAACUCAUUCACCAGCUCAUAUUUAAUGCAUAUAUUAUUGAGGUUAUAGCAGCAUAUAUAACCUUGGUAUCAUCCAUUUCAGCAAAUCAGCAGGAGACCACUUACACGAGCUUGGGAAUUACAGUGUAUGUGAAGAAAAACAUACAAGCCCUAAUACAUUGCACAUCAAGUAAAAUAAAAUAGGAACGGUAGCUUCCAAUGUAACAUGUUCUUCUUUGCAACAAUCCAACACUCAGCAGCCUCAAGGCAAAAUGUGUGUAUCAUUUAGUGAGAGGCUUACAUCUAACCCCCAUAUUUGAUUUGCUGCAAUAUAUGAAAUUAUAUUUUCACUUUUAGUGAUAUCAUCUAUGUUAAGAUCGACAGGCCUAAACUCAAACACAUUUCUUUAAUUGAAUUUUACAUGAUUAUAACACAGUAUGAGUGAGGCACUAGAGAGAUAUAGUGAAUACAGUGGAAAAAGUCCAAGAUGACUAAUGUUUUGUUUGAUGGUUUGUUUCCACACAUUGUGUGGCAACAAACCACACAUUAAUUGUGUAACGUUAAGAGUCCACAGAUGCUCUGAAUUGUGGGUCAAUGUCUGCAGGCAAAAAGCACUUUUAUCGUCCAACUGAAAACAGCAGUAUUAUUAUUGUCUUGCUCUUUCAAUUUCGCAUUCACAGAGAUUUUCAUGAGCAAUUCUUUUCAAACUUCUUUCAUAAAUGUAUAUAUAUAUAUAUAUAUAUUAUAUAUAGUAUGUUAUUGCUGUGUUUGACAUUCAAAUUGAAAUAUUUACAACAGCAAACCAAAUCUAAGGGAUAAAUACGUAUAAUUAUAAAGUAACAUAGUGCCCUUAUUGAGUAUUAUUUGUCCUAUAGUAGUUAUAGCAGUGAUACAAUUUGUUGCUACCUUUCAGUAUUACUAUGUCAGCAGCACAUGAUCAAACUUCUUGACUUGGCUGAUGAGUUGUUUUGACCAGCAGGUGUCCCCAGCGAACACUGAGUUAAAUGAGUGUGCAGAUAAUAUAUCUGUCUCAUUGGAGACAAGCCUCAUUUCUCCAUCACUAUCAUAGAGCAAUGAAAUUUAAAAAACUACACUUGAAUUAUUUGGAUUUUUCAAGUCUAUUUAGACGUAAGGCAGGUAUUCUUUAAUCACCUACACAUAAAUAAGGUUAGAAUAACUGUUUACAUGCCUCACUGCCUCCAACAGCCGGUACCACUUCAGCCAUGUGUAGAGGCAGGAGAACCCUGGUUCGUCUGUCCAGACGUUCAGGAGUCCAAGAUGAAGGAAUCACUGAGUGCUUUUUUAAGCCAUGUUGACCGUACACAAAGGAUUACAAUGUUUUCCUUGAUUGGGAACCUUCUCACCGCUUUGUCCCACUUAGUCUCCCUGUGCUCCCUUGGCUCUUGGCAGCGUUGCCUGAGCUGCACUGCGAUGGCGGUUUCUUCUUGGGUGCCGGCGCCUUGGCUUUGCCUUUGAAGGCCUUGGUCGGAUCCAGUUUGUUGAGAUAAGAAUCUCCCGCAGCAUCAGCCAUGCUGUGCUCACUGCUGAAGGUCAGCGGCUGGUACAGUGAGGCCCACUGCUGCAAAGGGACAGCACAUAGACAGGGUGUCACUUAUCUAGUCAUGUGGAGAAAAAAAGUCAAAGUAAUAGCUUAUAAAAUAACCAUUAGGAACUGGAGGUAACAAUAGGAACACAAGAGACACAUCGCAAAGGUCACACUACCUACGUUACUCUAUGUUGUGUAGUUUACAACCUCAGGAACUUUUGGGAUUCAAUGCAUAUAGGACUUGAAGAGACUUGAACAAUCUGAUGUUUAGAAGAGAUUAACUAUUAUGUAAUCAUGUUAAAAUGUUAGUUCAGUCAAUGUUGUUAUAUUAUAAUAUAUAUUAUACCGGAAAGGGAAAAACUCAAUAAAAUGUAUUUUAUACACCUACAA